Messenger RNA from Microbotryum saponariae, 306 nucleotides. The record is from the annotation of a GenBank genome assembly. Lineage: Eukaryota; Fungi; Basidiomycota; Microbotryomycetes; Microbotryales; Microbotryaceae.
AUGAGCACGGUUUACAACACCAACAACAAGUUCCUCGAGCACUGGGCCGACUCACCAAUGAUUACCAUCUUUGCAGAUGUCGUUGAUAAAUCCCAGCCGAUGGUUAUUGCUACCGUCCCGAUCAAGUGGUAUGCUCAGUCGAAGCCGACGUUCGAGUGGAGCCACGUACAUCGAAUCGCACAGAUGGCGGUUGUCGAGUCAGGCCACUUGCUCAACGACAGGCUCGAGCGAGUCGACAUGACCACGGCACCAGCAGCGGGCCAUUACACCAUUGUGCUCGACAAUCGAGAUCUCGUCCAGCUUUAG